Molecule: messenger RNA, 1056 nt
Organism: Ogataea angusta
Lineage: Eukaryota; Fungi; Ascomycota; Pichiomycetes; Pichiales; Pichiaceae
Exons: 1
Coding region: 1-1056 (351 amino acids)
Biological process (GO): vesicle-mediated transport; vesicle fusion; intracellular protein transport
Cellular component (GO): SNARE complex; membrane; endomembrane system
Molecular function (GO): SNARE binding; SNAP receptor activity
Source: RefSeq, a predicted model, not a curated record
AUGUUUAGAGACCGCACAAACUUGUACAUCUCGUACCGCCGAACGUUCCCACACCACCACGGCGUGUUCUCUGGCAAGACCGACCGCUUUGACGGGCUCAAGGACGAAGAGGAGGGCCUCAUCCAGCCGUACUCGGACACCGGCGAAACAGAGAUGGUGGAGUUGCCCCCCAGCAUUGUCGAGCUGCAGCGCAACUCAGAGCUCAUGCUGGCCGACAUACAGACGAAAAUCACAGAAUUGGGCAAGCUGUAUAAGAAGAACCUGCUCCCCGGGUUCAGCGACACCACCGAGGACGACGCCAAAAUCAAAGAGCUGUCCUUCAAAAUAACAAAGAGCUUCCAGCUCAUGUACUCCGAAAUCAAAACGCUCGACGACUCGCGGUUGCAAUUCCACAAGGCGGCCGAGACAGAAAUGGUGGACAACCUCAAGAAGAGCCUGGCCAUCCGCACGCAGGAUCUGUCGACGCAGUUCCGCAGUCUCCAGAACAGCUAUAUCCGCUACCUCAAGGAAGACGAGUUCGAGGUGCCUUUGAUAGACACCAAGGGCGGCGACAAGUUUGUCCAGACAGAGUCCAGCGAGAACAUCGAGUCGUACUCGCGCCAGGCGCUGCAGGAGUCGUCGCAGCAACUCAUGUCGCAGCAGGAAACCAUCAGCGACGAGUAUCUCCACCAGCGGGAAGAGGAGAUCUACAAGAUUGCGCAGGGCGUGAUAGAGAUAUCCACGAUUUUCAAAGAGCUCGAAAACAUGGUGGUAGACCAGGGAACCGUGCUGGACAGAAUUGACUACAACUUGAGCAAGACGGUUGUCGAUGUGAAAGGAGCAGACAAACAGAUGAAAAAAGCGGAAAAAUACCAAAAGGCCACCGCAAAGUGCAAGCUGGUGUUCUUUCUUGUGCUGCUAAUUCUACUGUUCCUCAUGAUCCUCAUAGUGAAGCCGAAAAAUGUGGACCACUACUACGAGCCCAAGCCUGCACAGCCAGACCAGCCGGCAGACCAGCCGGCUACGCCAAACACGCCCAACGAUGAUUACGACUCCCUGCUUGCAGAAAGCGGAUAG